CUGUAAAACUAAAAAAAAAAAAAAAAAAAAAUGUUAGCUUCAUCUACCUUAAGCAUCUCGAACCUACGAGUCAAACCCACCUCGUCCAACCAAGUCGCUCCCGAACCUGACCCUGAGCCACAGGCUCGGAAGCUCAAAGGCAGCGGUCAGCUGAACCGGUGGUCCAGAGCUCGAGCCGUACGUUCGGGCCGCAAGCUGGACCGACCGGCCCACCGGGCCCAGGUAGUGGAACCGAAGCCUCGGGUUCAACCAAGAGAGACCACGUCCCUAGAGCCUACUUCUACAACGGGAGGUGACGGCGACGAUAACGUGGACGUGGCGGGGGCCAAGUCGAUAUACAUGGUCUCUGACGGAACUGGAUGGACGGUGGAGCAUUCCGUCAGCGCGGCGUUGGGGCAAUUCGACCACUGCUUGGUGGAUCGUGGGUGCCCUGUAAAUACCCACUUGUUUUCUGGAAUUGAUGAUGUAGAGCGGUUAAUGGAGAUUGUUAGGCAAGCAGCCAAAGAUGGUGCUAUGCUUGUGUACACUUUAGCUGACCCAUCAAUGGCUGAUUCUGCCAGGCAAGCCAGCAAGCUGUGGGGUAUACCCUCAACAGACGUACUCGGCCCAAUCACAGAGGCAAUUGCUUCGCAUCUAGGGGUCGUACCAUCUGGCCUCCCCCGCGGGGCUCCUGGCAGGAGUUUUCCCCUUACUGACGAAUACUUCCGUCGGAUUGAGGCAAUUGAAUUUACCAUCAAGCAAGAUGAUGGAGCACUACCCCAAAAUCUUCAGAAAGCUGAUAUUGUUCUUACUGGUGUCUCUCGUACUGGGAAGACGCCAUUAUCAAUUUAUAUAUCACAAAAAGGAUACAAAGUGGCAAAUGUGCCUAUUGUAAUGGGUGUAGAAUUGCCAAAAAGUCUCUUUGAGGUAGAUCCAGAGAAGGUUUUUGGUUUGACGAUAAAUCCUCUAGUCUUGCAAACAAUCAGAAAAGCAAGAGCCAAGAGUCUGGGCUUCAGCGAAGAAACAAGGAGUAACUAUUCGGAGAUGGACUAUGUUAGAGAUGAUCUGGAACAUGCCGGUAGGAUUUUCGCACAAAAUCCAGUCUGGCCAGUAAUCGAAGUGACAGGAAAAGCAAUAGAAGAAACUGCCGCGGUUGUAUUGAGGCUUUACAAUGACAGGAAGCAGAGGUGCUCAAUGCCAAGAAUCUCAAAACGCUACUAGAGAUGUCAAGUUGUUAUCGAGGAGGUAGGGAUAUGUGAUGCUGAUGCUGAAUGGUAGAGAGUUCCUUCUUAUAUUGAACCCUCAUGGCACAAGUUGCAAUAUCCACAACAAUAAGUUGAAAUGAACUAAUCAAUUUUGAAACAUAUGCUUGUCACUAGAUAUCUUAAUGUAUAUAAUCAUGAAAAAGAAUGGUUGCUGGCUGUAUCAUCCCAAAUGAUUGGUUGUUCAAAGCUUCCCUCAAAUAGUUUUGUCACUAACUAUUGUAGUCAGGGUUUAGGCACACCUUUGGUGGAUUUGGGGUAAUCGAUAUUCAUGUUGUUGCCAUGACUGCUAAACUUGUCAUAUUAACAAGUAAAUCUUGUUACU
Messenger RNA from Corylus avellana, 1566 nucleotides. RefSeq names its product PPDK regulatory protein (gene RP1). Gene Ontology annotation, molecular function: ATP binding; transferase activity, transferring phosphorus-containing groups. NCBI's taxonomy places the organism in Eukaryota, Viridiplantae, Streptophyta, Magnoliopsida, Fagales, Betulaceae. The record is from RefSeq and is a predicted model, not a curated record.